CCUUGCCUGAGGAAGUAAAUAUUCCAUACCACUACACUAGUGGGUCAUUUGUAAAAAAUUUGGACCAUUUCUCGAUUUAUGCGUGUCAUCCUUUUGUCGUGAAGGGGUAUUUCGGUCAACAAAUUAUUUAAAAAAUUCAUUCAUUUUAAAAAUAAGUAUAAUAAAAUGUUCAAAUUGAAAAAUUAAAAAAAAAAACGAACCCAGCCAAACCCAAUUCCACCCCAUUGCAACCUCCCAACGCACCAAAAAUUUAAAACAAAAAAACAAGAACAAGAACAAAUAUAUCUUAAAGAAUAAAUAACAAAAAAUGAAAAAAGUAAAAACAAGAACAAGAACAAUCAAACCAAACCCAGAAAACGCCACCCCUAUAUCAUCUUCCCCAACCCCGAUCCCAACCUCUCCCCAUACCCACCACCUAGAUCCACCAGUGCAGGGCAGUGGGUGGAUGUCCCAAACAAAGUACAUCAAGGCCAAGUGGUUGUCUCCUCACACCCGAGCCACGUCUUCAUCGUCCGAUUCAAUGACCGAAGAAAAGACUCAGCCUUUGAUCGAGACCGCCGAGUUUGAGUUGAUUCAGGGCGGAACGAACUCUGCAGGUGAGACUGAGUUGGACGAGUUGGUAUUUGAGCAGUUGGAGAGUUCGGGUGAGGAAGAGAAUGCGAUAAUGGAGAAGGAAUGGAAACCGCCGGAGUUGAAGCCCAAGAGAUCUCAGACUGGGGUUAAGAUGGUGACUGGUUUGGCUUCUGUUUGUCUCUCUGUUUUCUUUCUUAGACUGUUUAGAUGAACUGAAAAAUAGUAUUAUAUAUGCCUGUAUAUGCGUAUAUGGUAGCAUACCGUUUGAUC
Molecule: messenger RNA, 843 nt
Organism: Prunus persica (peach)
Lineage: Eukaryota; Viridiplantae; Streptophyta; Magnoliopsida; Rosales; Rosaceae
Exons: 1
Coding region: 308-784 (158 amino acids)
Source: RefSeq, a predicted model, not a curated record